Orbilia oligospora ATCC 24927 is the source of this 1293-nucleotide messenger RNA. RefSeq lists its product as uncharacterized. Bases 1 to 1293 code for a protein of 430 amino acids. Lineage: Eukaryota; Fungi; Ascomycota; Orbiliomycetes; Orbiliales; Orbiliaceae. The record is from RefSeq and is a predicted model, not a curated record. The transcript is spliced from 2 exons.
AUGUCAGAGCAGAGUUCCCAGCGAGUUAACUCGAACGCUCGGGGGCCUAAGGGUGGAAGCCUGCACACAACACCUUCACUACAAAGUCUAGGCGAAGUGGUGCCGCCCCUCCUCCGUGUCCCCCGCGAAAUCCGUAAUGAAAUCUACAAAUACCUUCUCUACUUCCCACUACCUCCUCUCCCGGGUCCGGUCCCUGUGAAUGAAUGGAACGAGACACAUAGACUUGAAAGGCGGCCUAGUCAAUUCGAAGACCCUAAUCGGAACAUCGACAUCCUCAGGGUUAAUAAACAAAUACACGGCGAAGCGACCGAGUUUUUGUACAGUGUUAAUGUAUUUCUGAUACAAAUCACUACCAGUGUUGCCCGGGAAGAUAUUAACAGCCAUGGAUUAUCCAGCGGAGACCCUACUGUGCUGUAUGAUUCACCGUGGGAGACUUUGGGUUAUUUUCAUGGAGACAAGAAAUUUGGAAGCUUUGUUCCUUAUAGUUACUGGACAUUCCAAAAUUGUCCAUUGAGACUCAAAACUUACUCCUAUGCACCUCGAGACGUUUGCUGGUGCACAAAGUGUGUGGAGAAUAUAAAGGAUCAAAACUUGUUCCCCAUCCCCGCGCUUCGGUAUAGACACCUAAUCCGCCGUAUAAGGAUUGAUUUAUUUGAGAUGGGUAUGGCAAUGAAACAAAAAAGAGAGUAUAAUCAGGAAAUUGCACGAAAACUGCUACUACCAUUCCGGUAUAGGUUGGAGGAAGCAUUGAAACCAGUCGCCGAGAGCGUAGCCGUCGAAAUCGCAGUUGCAAGUCUAGAUUCUAAAGGAAGCGAGGAAUUCCAGAUUGAAAGCCCGAAAGCGUACGCGGAGCUAAUCGAAACUUUAUGGCCUCUAACGGCUGGGCCGUGGAAAUAUACGAUUACGCUACCGAUUAGUAUACAACAACGAUAUGGGCAUUUGACGGACUCCAUAUUGGAAAGUUGUAACCGGGAGGUGGUGGUUAAGAAGAGAGAGGAGAAUCAUUUCUUAAAAGUAGAUAUCGACCAUAGUCGAUAUUUGCGGGUCAGGAAUCGUGGGAUCCAUGUAUUGGAUCAUGCAGAUUACUUUCCUAGAUACGCUGAAAGUGAGCCCUACACCAUGCAUAUAUGUCGACGCCCGAGUAAAGACAAAUUAGUCUCUGAGGUCACGGAGCCUACAUCGUCUUCUUCGCCCCAUGCUGAAAAGGUUUCUAAGCGAUCAAGUCGAUUGUGGGGCAGUAUUGCUCAGGGAACCCGCAGGGUUGGGGAUAAAAUUCGACAGAGAGUAUCUUAG